This is a messenger RNA of Tribolium castaneum (red flour beetle), 1608 nucleotides long. RefSeq names its product FAD-dependent oxidoreductase domain-containing protein 1. Lineage: Eukaryota; Metazoa; Arthropoda; Insecta; Coleoptera; Tenebrionidae. Gene Ontology annotation, cellular component: cytoplasm. The record is from RefSeq and is a predicted model, not a curated record. Gene Ontology annotation, molecular function: oxidoreductase activity. The coding region runs from base 152 to 1588 and encodes 478 amino acids. Gene Ontology annotation, biological process: mitochondrial respiratory chain complex I assembly. The transcript is spliced from 6 exons.
AUUGAAAAUAAAUGUGACAGUGACAUAACGACUAACCUCAAAAUUACUUUUAAAUGCUGGCGUAAUUAAUUACUCAAUUCAUACUUAUUCGUGAAUAUUACAAUGAAAAAGUGUAGUUUUUUUUAAAGUUUGAAUUUUUCAAUGCCAUAAAAUGUUUACUCGACGUGUCUCAAAAUUCCUAAUCAAUGUAAACCGGUGUUUUCACACAUCAAAGAAUUACAGCAAAGACUCUGAACACCCACUUUUGAGAACUCUCAGAAUAUUGAAAGAAGAUUUUUACCGAAUCGAGGGCCCCUCGAAAAAUGAGCUUGAAAAGCAACGUGCCCUCAUGGGCCUUUUCCCUCGACAUGCCGAUGUUUUAAUCAUUGGCGGAGGGGCCAUUGGCUCUUCUAUUGCUUACUGGUUAAAAGAAAAAACCAGUAGAGAGGGCAUAAGGGUUAUAGUUAUUGAAAAAGACAUGACGUAUUCAAAAUGCACCACAGUAUUGUCACCAGGAGCAUUACACCAACACUUUGCAUUGCCCGAAAAUAUACAAAUGUCGCUUUUCGGAGCUGAGUUUCUUCGAACAAUUAAAAAAAGGUUCGGGAACGGGGUCCAAGUUAAUUUCAACCCUCAGGGGCACUUGGUUCUGGCGGAUGAAGCAGGUGCGCAACACCUUGUUGAUAACAGUGUCAUAGAAAGAGAAUUUGGUGUCAUUAACGAGUUACUGAGUAAAGAACAGCUUAAAAAUAAGUUUCCGUGGAUGAACGUUGAAGAUGUGGAACUGGGUUGUUUAGGGCUGGAAAAACAAGGCUGGUUUGACCCUUGGGCUCUGCUCUCAGUGAUGCGAUAUGGUGCCACUGACUUGGGCGCUCAGUACGUGGAAGGAGAAGUUGUUGACUUCCUUUUCAAGGAUAAGCAAGAAUACAUUGGGGAGGGUAUGGAAGAUGCUUCAUAUGAAGCUGUCCAAGAAGCAGUGAUAAAAUUACCAGACGGCCAACACAAAACCAUGGAAUUCGCUUUCUGUAUCAUAGCUGCCGGCACUGAGACUCUCGAAUUAUCACAACUUGCGAGAAUCGGAACAGGCUCAGGGAUGUUAUCAAUACCGCUUCCGAUUGAAAAAAGAAAAAGAUUUGUUUAUAAAUUUGAUUGUCCAGAAUCGCCUCCUGGAAUUAACACUCCCAUGACAGUCGAUCCCUCAGGGCUCUAUUUCCGCCGACAUGGUCUCGGUGGUUCUUUCUUAUGCGGCGUAUCACUUCCAGAAAAGUGUGACGAUUCGCCUGAGGGUUUUUUCAAUCACCAAAUUUCACCAGUUUUGCAGAACAGAGUCCCCAAAUUCAGCGAUAUUAAACUGAGAAAUUCCUGGUGCGGAAUUUACGAAAAUAAUUAUUUUGACGACAGUGGAAUAAUAGGCCCUCAUCCCUACUACCACAAUUUGUAUAUAGCGACAGGUUUUAGCGCUUAUGGCAUUCAGCAAGCUCCAGCGAUUGGCCGGGCUGUAGCCGAGCUUAUUCUGGACGGUGAUUUCAAAACCAUCGACUUGACUAGGUUUGGCUUUGAUCGAUUAAUAGUAGAUAAGCCAAUGUACGAAUAUAGGCAAAUUCAAUAAAAAGAGCUCCUCAAAUGAAA